This is a messenger RNA of Vanrija pseudolonga, 1246 nucleotides long. RefSeq names its product putative 1-acyl-sn-glycerol-3-phosphate acyltransferase (gene SLC1). Gene Ontology annotation, cellular component: membrane; endoplasmic reticulum. Lineage: Eukaryota; Fungi; Basidiomycota; Tremellomycetes; Trichosporonales; Trichosporonaceae. Gene Ontology annotation, biological process: phosphatidic acid biosynthetic process. The record is from RefSeq and is a predicted model, not a curated record. Gene Ontology annotation, molecular function: 1-acylglycerol-3-phosphate O-acyltransferase activity. Bases 106 to 1164 code for a protein of 352 amino acids. The transcript has 5 exons.
CACUCAUCUCACUCUCUUCUGCACUCUCCCUUUGCACUCAUCUCACUCCCCCCCUUCCUUUCCCUUCCCCACCCUCUACUCUCCUUCACUCCACCCCCAGCCCCCAUGCCACUCUCCUGGGUUCUCAAGCCCAUUGCGAUCGCAUCAGCGGUCGCUUUCGGUGCUCUUGGCGUCCUCUCAAGACGCUACCAACGCGCCCGAUUCUACUUCAACCUCACAAUCUAUGUCACGACGCUGGCCUCGGCGAGCUUCUGGGGUCUUCUCAUCAGCAUUAUCGCUACCGCUGCUGGCCAGCGGUACAACAUCAACUACCUGGUUGCACGUUCAUUCUAUCACAUCGCCCACCCUCUGAUGGGCUUGCACUUUGACGUCGAGGGCCAGGAGCACCUCGAUGGCCUCCUCACUGCUCGCGACGGCAAGCCCCAGAGCGCCGUCAUUAUUGGAAACCACCAAAGCAUGCUCGACAUUCUCUACCUCGGCCGCAUCUUCCCCAAGCGGACAUCAAUCAUGGCUAAGAAGGAGCUCAAGAUGACUCCUAUUCUCGGCCAGUACAUGACCCUUUCUGGUGCAGUGUUCAUCGACCGCAAGAACCGCAAGGACGCGGUCAACACGGUUGAGCAGGCCGGCGCUACCAUGAAGAAGAACGAUGUCUCGAUCUGGAUCUUCCCUGAAGGAACACGCUCCUUGCACCCCGAACCUACAAUGCUGCCCUUCAAGAAGGGUGCAUUCCACCUCGCUGUGCAGGCGCAGAUCCCUGUCGUCCCGGUCGUGUGUGAGAACUACCACCGGUUGUUCGACAGCAAGUCGCGUCUGGACGGCGGCCGUUUGAAGAUUAAGAUUCUUCCUCCCAUUUCCACCAAGGGCUUGACGGCUGACGAUGUCCACGCUCUCGCCGAGUCUACUCAGAAGCUCAUGCUCGAGACGCUCAUUGAGAUUUCUGCUCCUGCUCCCUCGCCAGCACCAAAGGCGCUUCGUGCCGCAGAUUCGUCGACUGCCAAGACGACGUCAAGCCAGCUGAUCGUUGACGGAGACAACAAGCUGCGCUCGCGCUCGGCUAGCGACACCCCGGCCACCUCGUCGAUCGCCGCUUCGACUGAGUCUCUAACGACCGAGGAUGAGAUGGACGACGACGCCGUGCUCCUCAAGCGUCCCAAGGCUGAAUAAAUCAGCAUUUAUAGUGUACAGUGUGUGUAGGGUAUGGGAGGGUGGUGGCCGCGUCGAGAUCUAGAUGCAUGAUGACACGAGA